AUGUCUGAAGCAAACAAAUUCCCACCUCAACAAGUGAGGGAGGUAGUGAUUGAGGUUACUAGGUUGUUGAAGGAGAGGGGGGAAACUGUUAGUGUGGCUGAGACGGCAGCAGGAGGCAUUAUAUCCGCAUCUAUUCUCAGUACACCCGGUGCAAGUAAAGUUUUCAAAGGUGGUCUGACGGUUUAUACGCUGGAGUCUAGAAUAGCUUUUGCCGGUUGGACCCAAGAAAAUAUAACCUCUUAUAAGGGUCCUACCCCAGAUCUCGUGGCUGGUAUUGCUGAACAUGUGAGGGGGAAAUUGGGUAGUACGUAUUGCAUUUGUGAGAGUGGGACUGCGGGGCCUGGCGCUAGUGGGGAGGGGGCAAAUAGACAGCCCGGAUAUGUAGCAUUAGCCAUAGCAACGGAAAAUGGAACAUAUAAGAAAGAUUUGAAUACGGGAUUGGGCGGGGAUAGAGAGGGGAAUAUGAUUUUGUUUGCGAAGGAGGCGUUGAUGUUUUUGAAGGAUGUUUUGAAGGGGGGUGCGAAGAUUUGA
Molecule: messenger RNA, 531 nt
Organism: Sclerotinia borealis F-4128
Lineage: Eukaryota; Fungi; Ascomycota; Leotiomycetes; Helotiales; Sclerotiniaceae
Source: the annotation of a GenBank genome assembly